This is a messenger RNA of Daldinia childiae, 870 nucleotides long. RefSeq lists its product as uncharacterized. The record is from RefSeq and is a predicted model, not a curated record. The coding region runs from base 1 to 870 and encodes 289 amino acids. The transcript has a single exon. NCBI's taxonomy places the organism in Eukaryota, Fungi, Ascomycota, Sordariomycetes, Xylariales, Hypoxylaceae.
AUGAGCUGGAUGGACUCAUGGUCGCGGCCCGGAAAGUCGCAAGCAACACCGGCGCCAUAUUACCUUCUUCCGGGUGGCGAGUCAACGCCCUAUUGCCGGUCGUGCGGCCGAGUUAUAAGCUCACGCCGCGCAAACACCGCAGCUGCGCAUGAUUCCAAUAGUAACGUGCCGAGUUACUGCUCCCAGCGCUGUCGCAACACCAAGCCUCGGAAGCUGGAUCGCGAAAUCGAAGCUACGUUCGUGCACAUGCUCUCCGGCGGAAACGGCGACGGUGCUGGUCAAGUUCACCAGGAUGGGAAGGCGAAAAAGCGCUUGGUUAAAGGUGAUCCGCGCGUCAUUGUCUCCUGUGAUGAAGUAGAGACUGCUAUGUUCGGGGAUCAUGCGGACCCGGACAAGACGUUCGGACGAAGGAAGAACCGGGCCUCGAGAGUCCUCCCAGCGACCUCCAACGACGGGACGGAAGGGGAUGGUGCCGCUACUAUAGGAGAACCAGUAGAGGAUGGCGAUAGCGCCGUAGGUCUCGACGAUAACGAAGACGACUCAUCGAAAGACGGCGACAUCCUAGCACGCAUGGCAGUACGAAGCGGGACUCGAAUCCGACCGCCGCAGACCCUGUCGCAAGUCAACGGCAGCGUAGGCGGAGAAAAGGGACGAGCGGAGCGGAGCGAGGAGACGGAAGAAAACACGAAGCGGAGGCUCGAAGGGCAGCGCAAAGCGCAGCAGCGCGAAAUGGUCCGCAAUGCCGCGCGCAGGGGCGUCGUCUUCGGGUUCGCCGCCGCAGCUCCGAGAAAAUGCGAGGCUGUCAUGCAAGGGAAAGUCGUCGAGCCAAGUUUCGCGAAAGGCGACUGGGGAAUAAGGUGGAGAGAGUGA